Parastagonospora nodorum SN15 is the source of this 1365-nucleotide messenger RNA. RefSeq lists its product as hypothetical. Gene Ontology annotation, cellular component: nucleoplasm; cytosol. Gene Ontology annotation, biological process: nucleotide-excision repair; proteasome-mediated ubiquitin-dependent protein catabolic process. The record is from RefSeq and is a predicted model, not a curated record. The transcript has 7 exons. Bases 1 to 1161 code for a protein of 386 amino acids. Lineage: Eukaryota; Fungi; Ascomycota; Dothideomycetes; Pleosporales; Phaeosphaeriaceae. Gene Ontology annotation, molecular function: damaged DNA binding; polyubiquitin modification-dependent protein binding; proteasome binding.
AUGAAGAUCACUUUCAAGGACCUCAAGCAGAACAAGUUCGUCAUCGAGGCCGAGCCGUCGGAAACGAUCGGCGAACUGAAGGCCAAGAUCCAGGCGGACAAGGGCUGGGAGGUGCCCCAGCAGAAGCUCAUCUACUCCGGCAAGAUCCUUCAAGAUGCCAACACAGUAGAGUCGUACAGCAUCGAGGAGAAGGGCUUCAUCGUGUGCAUGGUCUCCAAGACCCCAGCUGCUCCCGCCGCACCAGCCCCAUUAUCCGCGGUCUCACAGAAUGCGCCCGCUACGCCCUCGCCCGCGCCGGCUACACAGGCGACUGGACGUAACUUCGAUGACCCCUCCGCCCUGACCAUGGGCAACGAGCGCGAGGCGGCUGUGGCCAACAUGGAGAGCAUGGGUUUCGCGAGGGCCGACAUCGAUGCUGCCAUGCGCGCCGCCUUCUUCAACCCCGACCGCGCGGUCGAGUACCUCCUUACCGGUAUUCCUGACAGCGCACGUCAAGAGCAGGCACAAGCCGCACAGGCAAAUGCACCGAGUUCACCUACGCCUGCGGCCGGUGGCAACACAGGUGCUACCGCUGCACCCUCUGGCGGAGACGAGCCGAUCAACCUAUUCGAAGCUGCUCGCGGCGGUUCUGGAGGUGCUGCCCGCUCAGGUGCUACUGGUGCUGCCGCUGGAGCAGGCGGUGCCACUGCGCUCAACGCUAACAGUCUCGAGUUCUUGCGCAACAACCCUCAAUUUCAGCAGCUACGACAGGUUGUACAACAGCAGCCGCAAAUGCUUGAGCCCAUCCUCCAGCAGGUCGGCGCAGGGAACCCACAAUUGGCCCAGAUGAUUGCAGCAAACCCGGAGCAGUUCCUGCAAUUGCUUGCCGAGGACGCUGACGACGAUGCGCCCUUACCUCCUGGUACCCAAGCCAUCUCUGUGACCGAGGACGAGCGCGAGGCUAUUGAGCGCCUGUGUCGUCUCGGCUUCGAGCGCGACAUUGUCAUCCAGGCCUACUUUGCGUGCGACAAGAACGAGGCAGCUAGCUGCCAACUUCCUCUUCGACCAGCCCGACGAAGAGGAGUAGAGCGUUUUUCCCCGUGCGACGGCUGUGCGACACCACCAUCCCGUACCUGCAUACUCUUCGUCGAUUGUCACCAUGUCGAUGUCACCGUUUCAUGACGAAUUAUUGAAUGACUGGUCUUCUAUGCCAUGCACAUGAUCUGGUUGGCUUACAGCUGCUGAAGCGUGGAGGCGGACACUUGUGCUUUCUUUACGAUAUCAUGAUACCUUCCAAUUUGGGAACGCGAGAGUCGGGCUGCGAUUAGCUCGGUAUGAGCUUGCGCGUGGGCGAGUGAUACAUAGCUCAUCAAUGAAAAGAAUAUC